CCACUUGUGAUUGAGGUGUAUGUCGACACAUCCCAUCUGACGCAGAGUCAGACAUUGAUCAUUGUGGAUGAGUUUGGGAAACGUUGGGACGUAGCACAUGCCCUUGGGUCCUCGGCCGAUUCCAGUCCACGUACGAACAGAAAUGGCGGAAGGCUUUGCGAAGUUAUCCUGGAACGAUGGACAGUGGAGCUCGGCGACUUGGCAAACCAUACCACAUCAGAACUGAAUGAUGCGCUCCCGAACGUGUAUAAAAAAGGUGUCGUGCUUUUCAGGUCUCUGUAUAGCUUCGCACGUCUGCUGCCAGCAUGGAAGUUUUAUCGCAAGCUUACCAGGCAGCCGGGCAGCCACCAAGCCUUGAGACUGAGGUUCAGAAUUAAGCAGGGCCAUGACCUGUCGUAUGCUCAGCCGGACUCUUUGUACUCGCCACUGUGUCGGGCUGAGCACGACUCUGAUGCCACUGUCGAACGCUAUCGAGUCCCUCCGCUACUCUGCCGGUCAGGACCACUCGCCGUCUCUGUCGAAUACCGCACGAACUGCGAAUUCAAUGUUGCUGACUCCGAAGCACUGCUGAGUUCUCGCUUCCUGGGCCUGGACGAA
Pseudocercospora fijiensis CIRAD86 is the source of this 597-nucleotide messenger RNA. RefSeq lists its product as uncharacterized. Gene Ontology annotation, biological process: protein localization to phagophore assembly site; autophagosome assembly; mitophagy. Gene Ontology annotation, cellular component: phagophore assembly site; extrinsic component of membrane; cytosol. NCBI's taxonomy places the organism in Eukaryota, Fungi, Ascomycota, Dothideomycetes, Mycosphaerellales, Mycosphaerellaceae. The annotation marks the transcript as partial. The record is from RefSeq and is a predicted model, not a curated record. The transcript has a single exon.